Magnolia sinica is the source of this 1099-nucleotide messenger RNA. RefSeq lists its product as uncharacterized. Gene Ontology annotation, biological process: very long-chain fatty acid biosynthetic process; sphingolipid biosynthetic process; fatty acid elongation. Gene Ontology annotation, cellular component: endoplasmic reticulum membrane. Gene Ontology annotation, molecular function: 3-hydroxyacyl-CoA dehydratase activity. NCBI's taxonomy places the organism in Eukaryota, Viridiplantae, Streptophyta, Magnoliopsida, Magnoliales, Magnoliaceae. The record is from RefSeq and is a predicted model, not a curated record. The transcript has 9 exons. The coding region runs from base 95 to 748 and encodes 217 amino acids.
CUUUCUCUUUCUCAAGCUACAAAAUCAGGAACUGGCUUCCUCAACCACGGCCUGUACAUUUUUCGAGGAUAGAAAUUCGAAGCAAUUGCCGAAAAUGCCCCACCCUUCCAACCUCUAUCUCUUCGCUUACAACUCUCUUCAAGCUUUCGGAUGGAUGCUUUCUCUCUCUAGAAUUCUAAGCAGUUUCAUCUCCACCAACUCAAUCAACGGUGCAUACGCCUCUGCUGGAGACAUCAUCUGUUUGCUGCAAACAGCGUCGUUUCUGGAAGUUAUCCACUCUGCCAUUGGUAUUGUUCCAAGUGGGGUGCUGCUAUCUCUGAUGCAAUGGGGAGGACGGACACAUUUCUUGCUUGCGAUCGUUCGCAAGAUUGUUGAGGUUCAAGAGCUCCCUUCAGUCUUCAUAACUUUCGUUGCAUGGAGUAUAAGUGAGGUGAUCAGGUAUUCCCAGUAUGCUUUGAAUUGCAUUGGGAUGUGUCCGUCUUGGCUGACCUACCUCAGGUACACUGCAUUUAUUCCAUUGUAUCCUAUAGGGGUAGCUCCCGGAGAAAUGUGGCUCAUGUAUCAAGCACUUCCAUUGAUAAAGGAGAAAAAGCUCUAUGCAAACGUCUUUGACCGGCUUCCUUUCAGCUAUUAUUCAUUUGUCAAGGUUCUGCUUGUAUGCUACCCAUUUCUGUGGUUAAAGCUGUACGUGCAUUUAUUUAAGCAGCGACGUUCGAAACUGGGCAAACGCCAUCAGAAGAAACAUUGAGGCCAUGUUUGGAUGUACAAGUGAAUUGGAUUGCAAAUGCUUAGAAGUGAUGAAAAGGUAUUCUUCAAAUUGCAGUUGUGUUUCUUUGGAAUCCAACUUGAAAGUAACAUAACCGCAAUUUGUACCCACACCCUGAAUAUGAAUACUCAAGGAAACCACAAAUCUGUUAUUUACACAUUUAUAAUUGUAAUUUCAAUCCGAUUUGAUAGUGCAUCCAAACAGGCCCUCAAAGUGUAUGGUCACAUUUAUUUAUUUUUAAUUCUUAGAUUGUUAAAACAAAAUUUUUAUAUUUAUUGCUUGUAUAAAUUUGUUGAUUUGCAACAAAAAACAAAAACUGUAUUUGGGAGGGCA